Molecule: messenger RNA, 3468 nt
Organism: Rhopalosiphum padi (bird cherry-oat aphid)
Lineage: Eukaryota; Metazoa; Arthropoda; Insecta; Hemiptera; Aphididae
Product: putative ATP-dependent RNA helicase TDRD12
Exons: 2
Coding region: 738-3125 (795 amino acids)
Biological process (GO): germ-line stem cell division; transposable element silencing
Source: RefSeq, a predicted model, not a curated record
AAUAACAACACAAACUGCAGUGAUCAUCGAGCGGAGUGCUCUAUGGUACGAGCAACUGUAUUUUCUAACCACGAUUUAAGAUGUCUCAAAUCGUGAUUCUAAAUUCUAACCCAUCCAUAGACAGCAUAGGGCAGUGGUUUUCAAACUUUUAUUAUACACGGCACACCGUACACUUCAAACAAUUUUCACGGCACACUGACCUUUUUUUUUAGAUGAACAAAAUUGUUUUGAAUUAAUUAUAAUUAUAUAUACAUUUAAUAAGAAACGUAUGAUUGAUGGGCUAACAAAUAUUUUUAAUUCUUGGACGAAUAGUUGACACAUACCCGCAUCUUUUAUAUCAAAAUUCAAUGCAAUCGGUAAUUUAUGGAAAAAUCGCGGCACACUUAGUGGAUACUCGCGGCACCCAGUUUGAAAACCACUGGCAUAGAGUAAAAACAUAAACCCAUAUUCACUAUUCAGACCAUUCUACCGUGAGUCCGUAUUCCAAGCUCGUACUGUGCAUAGAUCGUUCUGGAAUUUUUUUUUGUUCGUGAUGAUGAUGAAGAAUUCGUAGUGUUACAUAAGUUUUUCAAUUUCAUUAUUGCAAUUAUAUUUCCGAUACUUCUGGCUUUCUAAUUGUUGUUAUUAUUGUCGGUUAGUAGUUAAUAUAUGGUAAUCAUAAUACUCUUAUAGUCUUGCCUCAUAGUUAACAUUUUUUAAAUUGCGAUUUAUGAUAAGUAUUGAUAUAUAUAUCAAAUAUGUUUGAUUUUUUAAAAACGCCAUUCAAAGAUAGUAAAGUAUCAAUUUCCCGUCCAUUUCUUUGUGAUAAAGUAAAAGAAUUUGGUACUUGCGAAGGAACAUGUGCAGAGCGUCAUAUUUUAUGCAAAACACUUGAUAAAAAAUGUCUCAAUAUUCCUAUGAAAUGUUUGGUUACAAUAAAACUGACAAAAAUUGUAAGUGCUUCACAUUUUUAUGGCAGAAUUCUUAAGUAUAGUACCAAAAAAAAUCCUACAAAAGAUCAAGAUUGGAUUAAUAUUGAUGAUUCGUUUGAAAAAAUAAAACAUGAAUUAAAAAACAUCUGUUCAACUCCAAAUACUAUCAUUUUAUGUAAAACCUUUUCUAUUGGUGAAAUGGUUAUGAUACAAACUGAACAAGAAGAAUUUUAUCGAGCAGUUGUCUUGGAUAUAGUACAUGGAUGGCUUACAGUUAAGGUAAAAGUAAUAUUAAUUGACAUUGGACAAACAAAAGAAAUUAGUUCAAAUAAAAUAUUUGUACUGCCAAACCAUUUAAAAGAAUUUCGGCCUGUAGCUGUUGAAAUCAUCAUAUCUUCCAUGGAACCUGUGGUAGAAGGAACGUCUGUUUUCAAAUGGCCAGUUGAUACAACAAAUAUUGUACGUAGUUUAUUAGAACCAUUUAUUUUGACGGAUUUAGAAUUUAUUUGCAAAGUUGAACUUACAUUAGGAAUACAUUUAUGGGUUAAUUGGAUAUUAGCUAAAAAAUGUAUUAAAUGUUCUCACUUUGCAUGUAAACUUUAUAAAAGUUCUUUGAUAUUACCAAAUGAAUUAAUUAAACGCAAUCUUGCAAGACAAAGUUCUUGUCUAAUAGAUAAAUUAAUUAGCUUAGAUAAAGAUGCUCUAAUAUGGAAAAAACACUUAAAUGUUGCAAAACCACCAAUUGUUAAAAAAUCAAAUAUACCAUUAUUUUCAUGUGAUAGACAAAAAAAUGAAGUUGACGAAGUAAUACAAGUACAAUGGGCUCAUUUGUCCAAGCAAAUAAUUUCAAAUGUAAUUGUUCAUUACAUAGAUAGUCCAAAAUGUUUUUUGAUAAGUAAUUUGCAAUAUUCUGAUAGAGUUAUUGCUCUUCAAAGAGACAUUGAUGAUGCUAUCAAUAAUACAUCUGUUGAAAAAUUAACUUGCGCCACUGUUGGAAAUGUAUGUUUAGCAUUAAUACCUGGAGAAAAUAAGUAUAACCGUGUUAUUAUUCAAAAAAUUGACAAUCAAAUAGCUGAUAUUCUAUGUAUAGAUUAUGGUGAAUUUUACCAAGUUGAAAUUCAUAAUUUAUUAACUAUACCCUCAGAUUUGAUAACAAAGUUACCAUUUCAAGUAAUUGAGUGUAGUUUAAGUGGUUUUAAUGAUAGUUUACCAACCAAUGUUGUAGAUCAAUUUAAUAAUCGUUUAUUAGAACUUACAGAUAAUAUGAUAAAUUUAAAAGUUCUUUCUUCUACUAUGGAUACAAAGUUGACUGGAGGAACCUGUUAUGAAGUUGUAUUAUUUAAGCAUGAUAUAAAUAUAAAUGUCACACUGGCUGAUGAAUUUAAUAUGUAUGUUGAUAAUACUCAAAUACAAAAUAUUUUAAGCAUAAAUUGUAAACAUGAGGAAAAUGAUAGUGAGGAUGAUAAUGAAAUUGAUGAAGAAGAUUUAAAAGGUCAGAUAGAUCUACUAAACAGCCUAUUCAAAAUGUCAAAUCAAAUAGAUGAAACUCAAAUUGAACCAAGUUCAACAAACGAAACCCAAAUUAUACCAAGUUCAACAAAUGAAAUCCAAAUUUUACCAAGUUCGGCUAAUGAAAACAUUAAUGAGUCUGUUUCAAAAACAUUAAAUAAAGAGAAUAUAAUUUCAAACACAGAACAGAUAAAAGAUAUAAACAUUUUAAAAAAAUAUUGUCUAGAUUGCAAUAAGACUCCAGUAGUCCCUCAAUGUUUUUGGCAUCAAGAUAACACUUGGAUUUAUCUUAAAUUGAAUAUUUUGUCAGUAAACAAUUAUCAUAUAUCAAAUACAAUAGAUACCAUAACAAUAAAUGUUGAAACAAAUUCUGUAUCCUAUUCUUUUACAGCAAUUUUGUGUGGGUAUAUUGUAGAUGAACUGUGUACUUGUCAUGUAGGUUUUGAUGGGAUUUUCAUCAAAGCACAAAAAUUGAUAAAAGUUAAAUAUCAAUGGCCUAGACUUUUAAAAUGUACAAAAAAACAUAAAUAUAUUAUUUAUGAUACAGAAUUCUGCAAUACUGAUAAAAACUGGAAUUUGUGGUGUAAAGUAUUGAAUAAUUUCAAAUUAAGAGCUCUUGGUGAACAGUUAAAUAAAGAAUAUCUUGAUAGUGAUUAUGACGAUAGUGAUUGUACCGAUAAUAAUGAUACCAUUGUUGAAGAUUGAUUAAAAAAAAAUUUUCCAUACCACAUUUAUUUUAUACUUAAAUGUUUAAAUAUAAAAAAUUGUAUAACUGAUGUAUGUAAUAUAGAUAUAUAAUAUUAUGUAUAAAAUUUAAACUAUUAUCCAUUACGUUGUUAUACAUCUAGCAUGUUAUCUAUGUGUUUAACAAAUGUAAAUUUGACUUUCUGGAAAACAUGAAGUACUUACAUUAUUGUCUUUUCAUUAAAAAUAAAUAUAUUAUAUUAAUAAGUAAUUGUUCACAUGCCACAGUUUUUCCAUCCCUGCAGAUUACAUUAUACUUAAUUACACCUACAUAAUAUUAUUAUAAUUUAUAUUUUUAUAAUUG